AUGUUGGGGUGGAUGAAGCAGACCGUGGGACUCACGGACCACAACUAUGGACCCGAGGGCCUGCAGUCGGUUGCGUUGCAAGCCGAGCAGACGCCUUACACCGAGCUCACCAAAGAUGACCUGAAGUGGGAGAUCAUGAGCGGUACCAACGUCGAGACCAAGACCUUCUACGUCGUCGCCGACAGCGGGCACAUCGGCCUGGCCCAGAUCAUUUACAGUGAUGUCUUGGGCGUACGUACGACCGCGCAAUUCAGCAGCAAGAUCUUCUAUCCCAAGGAGGCCGGAAAGCCGCAUCUGUGGACAUCGGACAAUCUCAGCAACUACAAGUUCUCCAACGACAAGUUCAACUUCAAGGCAGAUGGUUGCUCGAUGGAGUUGAGCGAGGAUGGCAAGACGUACACGAUCAAAUCGUCGACGAACAAGCAAGCGCUGGUGGAUCUCAAGUUCACAAUGGCCGCACCUGGCUUCGCGGCUGGCAAGAACGGUACGAGCACAUUUGGAACGGAUCCGGCAAAGCCAUGGGGACACAUGAAGCACCUCUUCUGGCCGAGAUGUCAGGUCGAGGGCACGAUUAUGACCAAGGAGGGGCCAGUCGACUUCAAGGGUAGAGGCAUGGCUGUGCAUGCGAUCCAAGGCAUGAAGCCGCACUUUGCUGCUGCAAAGUGGAACUUUGUCGACUUCCAGUCGCCGACAUACUCCGCAGCCAUGAUGGAGUACACCACACCUCCUUCCUACGGCCAGUCUGUCGUGAACGUGGGUGGCAUCGCAAUUGAUGGCGAGAUCCUUUUCGCAGGAGCUUCUCCCAAUACCAAGGCCGAACACACCCAAGUCAAAGGCGACUCGGACAAUGACUGGCCGGAGCCAGGUGCCGUGGCCUUUACCUGGAGUGGAAAGACGAAAGACGGCAAGGACGCUCAUGCCGAGCUAAAGGGCGUACUCGACCCGCGGACCGACCGUGUGGACGUCAUGGGCGAGCUGCCCAAGUUCGUCAAGCAAAUCGUUGCUGGAGCCGCAGGCACGAAGCCAUACAUCUACCAGUGGGAUCAGAAGAUGACGCUCAAGGUCACGAUUGAUGGCGAGACCAAGGAGGAAGAAGGUCGCCUUCUUAUGGAGGCAACUUUCAUCUCGUAA
This is a messenger RNA of Ramularia collo-cygni, 1131 nucleotides long. Its product is annotated as probable Survival factor 1. The transcript is spliced from 4 exons. Bases 1 to 1131 code for a protein of 376 amino acids. Lineage: Eukaryota; Fungi; Ascomycota; Dothideomycetes; Mycosphaerellales; Mycosphaerellaceae. Gene Ontology annotation, biological process: response to oxidative stress. Gene Ontology annotation, cellular component: cytoplasm. The record is from RefSeq and is a predicted model, not a curated record.